Messenger RNA from Drosophila eugracilis, 6668 nucleotides. RefSeq lists its product as uncharacterized. Gene Ontology annotation, molecular function: metallodipeptidase activity. Bases 1895 to 5026 code for a protein of 1043 amino acids. The record is from RefSeq and is a predicted model, not a curated record. The transcript is spliced from 15 exons. Gene Ontology annotation, biological process: proteolysis. Lineage: Eukaryota; Metazoa; Arthropoda; Insecta; Diptera; Drosophilidae.
GAGGCGGCCCGGUGCUGCUACGCUCUCCAAUAAAUCCCAGAGACGAGCAACGCGUACGGUCGGUUGGUUGUCUGUGUGUGUCAGUGGGUGAACAGUGCGUAUGAGCGAUUUUCGGUGGCACUAAAGGAGGCCCAAAACGAACCGGUGGACCUUAAAGUUGUUGGGUAAACAACGAAAAGUCGGUUACGCGUGGCGAGUAACGGGUUGCGGAUUGAAUAAACAAGACCAAGAGCGAAUGGAAAGUGCACAAACUGGAAACAGGAAAAAUCCAAAAAAAACUCCCAGAAUCUAAGAAAAACAUUGCCAAAAAUAAGCAUCAACAUCAACCGGAAAUCAACUAAAUUGUCGUCACUCCAAUCAAGUGGAAAUUUGAUUAAAAAAAAGGAGAGCAGGGUGGCCAAAGAAAAAGAAUUGAAGGGAGAAAAGAGGAAAAAUUUGAUAAAUUCAAAAGAAAAGGCAAUAGACGAGUGCGGAAGGAAAAUAGAGUGCGGGUCUAUCGAAAGGUAGCAGCAAAGGAAAUCAACACGCACGCACAUGAACGAGUUUGUUGCACGGUUGCGGCAAAAAAACAUUAAAAAUCAGCGGAGCGUAAAACUUACACAAAGCUUGAAAAAAAAUCCAGAAUCCCACGUGAACAAAGAGGAUGAAAAAAAUAAAUACAUAGCUACAGUAGAAAUAAAAACACAAAUACAACAGAGUAACGAAGUGAAAGAACAAUUUUUAGUGGAAAAAAUUAAAAGAUUUCACUUGGAGAAAAAAGAAACUAAGCCAGAGGAAAUUGAAAGGCGAACAACAAGGGCGAAACAGCUGACGGCCAGGACAUAUAACGUCUUUCCUCUCCUUUGGGCUAGAGCACGAAAUUAAGUGCAGAUUAUCAGAAGAUUAUAUUUUAAUAGCAUUUCAAGCUGUUUCCUUUGGCCAACAAAGGCGAGACAGGACCUCCCAGGACUCGCAAAGCAGCAGGCUGACCCUGGAGCUAAUAUAUAUGUGUGUGUGUGUGUGUGUGUGCUACAAGUGCGGCUUAUUGCAUGAUUACCGCCAAAGAUUUUUUCGGGACUCCGCUACAGGAUUCUGAGCCCGGGAAUAGCUAAGCAAACAUAUAAGCGUGCCAGAAAUUGAAAUUAAAGAAGGAAUUAGUGUCGCGAGUGUGUGAGUGUCGGCUUAAUAAAUAUUAUGUGCUAGUGCCAGUGAGUGUUUGUACACUGAAAGCCAAAAAUCGAGUAUACGCAGGGUGGCCCAGCCUUAAGAAAGCUGCUGAGAAUAGCAACAGAAUUAACCCGGCAGAGAAAGGAAAAAUUGAGAGGAGAACUGGAUAACUGGAGAACUGGAGCGUGAGGUCAAACUAAACAGGAGAACAGAACUUCAAUACGAAGAAGUCAAGUAACUCUAGAAUUGCAGUCACUUUCAAUAGAGACAAAGGACUAAAACUGAUUCGAGUUAUUAUAGACAAACAACCGGCGGCGACUAAGCCAAGUCUAUUAACAGGGCAAACAAAGACAGGCCGCCAAAAGGAAGCUGAAUCUCAGAAACACGAAAUCCAGAGAAAAGCAAAAGAAUGUAAGCAGUGUAAAAUACAAAAAAAAAUAAGAAAUUCGGAAGAGCCGGCAAUGAGAGGGCCAAGACGACAAGGGGCACGGGCCAGAAUUGAAACAGUUAGCUGGCAAAUCGGAUUGAGAAUCUGCUGUAUUGACACAAGGAAAUCGUUAGCCGGCUUAGCUAGCAAGAGGCCAAAUUUAAAAUUAAAAAUAUAGCAAACCAGUUUGAAAUCAAAGUGAUAUGCUAAUGCCCAAGUCGCGGAGGAGUGUGGCAUGAAUAUUUCAUGAGCAGAGGCACAGUGAUGACAAUAAGCCGGCUCCGGGAAUAAAAAGAAGAAGGACAGAGUGAAAUCAGGACGAUGACAGAGCUAAGACGAGCUAAUGGCCUGCACAAGCAGCAUUCCCUGAGAGAUCGACAGGUUCAUCCCAUGUUGCACGCCUUGGCAGAUCAUGGUUGCAACUUGAGCAGUGGUGGCAACAGUGCGGCCAGCACCACCAGCAGCAGCACGGCCACCGCAACCACAGCACUUGGUGGUGGCGUAAAUAGCGGUGGCGCUGCCAUAACCACUCAGCGGAGCGUGGAAUUCGAUGAACAUGACAUCUUCUACGUCUCACCUUCCAAGCGAAAAGGAGCCACAACAGGUUCCUCUGGCAAUGUGGUGACCUUCUCGAAUUUCGUGAGCGAACAGCGCUUGACACCCUCGUCGUCGAACCGGGGAUCACUGAGGCGCAGCAAGGGCCGCUCCAAUCAGUCCCUAUGCAGCUGCGAUGCUGGCGAUGAGGCCCAGCUGGAUUUGCAACCGAAUGCGGCCAGGCCGCUGUAUGAGUACAGUUUGGAACGAAAGCGCAAGAAGCACACUUACUCCUGCGAACAGAACGCGCAGAUACUCAUGAGACUGGAGCGCGAGCGUAAUCGUAAAUUAUCGCUGACUGGCAUGGAAACGGGAUUGGGAAUCGGAUUGGGAUUGGGAAUGGGAUCGGGCGGAGGAACAGGUGGCGCGGUAGGAGACCCUCAGAGCGACACGCCCAGCCUGUCGGAUGUGGAUGUCAUACCGCCUGUGCCGCCGCCGCCAUCGAUGAAACGCAACGGCAGCAUGCGCAGCCUGCGAUUGUUGCAGCAUCUGCAACAGCAGCAACAUCACAGCAGCAACAAUAACAACUUGUCGCAGCUGUGCAGCAGUGAUCUUUUGCAGGACUGCACUAAAUCGGCAUUGGAUGAGUGCACUGCCACAUUGCUAAAGUGCACCACGACCAGCAAUCACAGCAGCAGCAACAACAGCAACAGCAAUGCCAGCAAUAUUUGCAACAACGCAAGCAACUUAAGUCACAAUAACAACAAUCAGGUGAAGCCAGACCUUUGCCAACCUCCUGGCCAUGCCCACAAUCAUAGGCACAAGCUACCCAACAAUGCCACACCCACGAAUAAUACCAACCCGCCCCCGCCCCCAUUUGCCGCCCAUGAGGAGGACGAGAUAUUCUCGCCGCACUCCAAGAAAUCGGAUCCCAGCCUGUGCUUCCUGCCAGGUGGUAAUGCAUCCUCGAAAUACAAUACCAUUGGGCCGAGCAGCGAUUAUGCAAGACAUUUGGCCCACUACAGUCGCUACCUGCAGAAGCAACACCACCAGCAGCAAAUGGCGCACUUUCAACAGCAGCGAUGUCGCUGCUUCUCGCAAUCUCUGCUCAGUUUCCCACAGCAACAGCACCAGCAGCAACAGCAACACCCAAACCCACAGCAACACCAAGCCCCACAGCAACAUCAGAAGGCCCCCCAGCAACCGGCAAUCUUUCACACCAGCAGCAUGGACUGGACGUUGCCAAUUAAUAGUCGCAGCUUUGGCAAUUUGGUGAACAUUGAUGGCUCUGGUGGUAAUGGUGGUUGUCGUGUGCCGUAUCAAAAAAUGCAGUCGGGAAAUGCAGUUUCCGGUGGAGCAAUGACAAACGGUGGCUUGGGCCUAGCCGCGUCAUCCACAUUUACGCUCACCUCCUUCGACAGCGAUAUUGGACAUGGCCUCAAAGAACGCGAAUCGCAGACAUCGCUCCACCAUCCGCAUACGCAUCCGCACACCCAUUCGCAUCCACAUCCGCAUCAUUAUCACGCACAUGUGGGUGGUGUAGCGGCGGGUGGAUCGGGUUCGGUUACACCGCAGAAACACCACCAGCUCCACUCGAGCGUCACGAGCAUCAUGCCAUGGAAACACCGACAGUGUCCCAGUCGUGGAUCUUCCAGCUCCGGCACGAAUUCGUUCCGAUUCGAUGCAGCCAAGCACUGGCUGGCAGUGAGCUCCAUCCUCCUGAUAAUUGGCGCUGCCAGUGUGGCCGUGCCACUGGCGCUACGUGUGGCAGCAAGUGCACCUUUUGAGGAGCGUUUGCGAGUGGCCGUUCAGCUUCUGGAUCAAGUGCCUUUAAUUGACGGGCAUAACGAUUUACCCUGGAAUAUUCGCAAGUUCCUGCACAACAAACUAAACGACUUCAACUUUGAUGAGGAUUUGCGCAAUGUAAUGCCCUGGGGUCGCAGCCAUUGGAGUCACACGGAUCUCACGCGACUGAAGAAGGGACGCAUAUCAGCACAGUUCUGGGCCGCCUACGUUCCCUGUGAGGCGCAGCAUCGUGAUGCAGUUCAGCUGACUCUGGAGCAGAUCGACGUGAUCAAGCGGCUGACGGACCGGUAUUCACCGCAGCUAACCACUUGCACCUCAUCGCAGGACAUUAUCGAUGCCCACAAAAACCAGCAAUUGUGCUCCUUGACCGGCGUAGAGGGUGGCCAUUCCCUCGGUGGAUCUUUAGCGGUACUGCGCACCCUGUAUGCCAUUGGAGUGCGUUAUAUGACGCUUACAUCAACGUGCCAUACUCCAUGGGCGGACUCGAGUUAUGCGGACGCGCCGACCUUCAAUAUGAAACACGGCGGCCUGACCAUAUUCGGCAAGACAAUCAUCCGCGAAAUGAAUCGACUGGGCAUGAUGGUCGACCUGUCGCACGUCUCCAAGGGUACGAUGAGAGAUGCCCUGGAGGUGAGCGAGGCACCUGUGAUAUUCUCACAUUCCUCGGCCUACGAACUCUGCAACACGAGCCGGAACGUCCAGGACGAUAUCCUUCAGGCGCUGGCCAAGAACGGCGGCCUUGUUAUGGUCAACUUCUACUCGAAGUUUCUCUCCUGCAGCGACAACUCAACCGUGCACGAUGCAGUCGCGCAUAUUAAUCACAUUAAGCGAGUCGCCGGCAUCGAUCACGUUGGACUGGGCGCCGGCUACGAUGGCAUUAAUUAUACCCCCAAAGGACUGGAGGAUGUAUCUUCAUAUCCGACUCUAUUUGCUGAACUUCUUGGUGGCGGUUGGACAAUUGAUGAGCUGACCAAAUUAGCCGGCGGUAAUUUCCUUCGAGUUAUGCAGCAGGUGGAAAAACUAAGGGAUGACAAAAAGGCGGCGGGCGUUAAGCCCUUCGAGGAUCAUCCCAAUUUCCGCACGGAUGACCCCUACAAUUGUACAUCCAGCUAAUUGAGCACUGGAACCAAACACACUGAGGUUGUACCAGAGAUGCCGGGGAAGUCCCCAAAAUCAUAAGCCAAAUCGAUUGAGCUCCUGCUUCAUAUGUAUAGUGAAUAAACUUAUGUAGCAAAUUUAUAAAUAUAUAAUAUAUAAGUUUGGCUAAAAUACGGCUUACAUAUGUACGAUUUGUAUAAGCUUUAAAUAUUUAACUUUAAGAUAAAUAGAUAUGCCUACUUAUUUGGCUGAAGAAAUAAUUUCCCCUUUCCCUGAUAAUCCAAUCGAAUUUCUUUUCAUUUUGGUGACAAUCUACAGACUGCCAAGAAUAAACAAAAUAAUUAUAAAUUGCACAAGAAACCCACACAAAUUUUCUGUAAAACUAAUUUCCUUUCAAUCCAGAAUCAAUAUCAAAACCAAGACUAUUUUAUCUCAUCUUCAACUGGACCAACCUCAUUUCCUUGCCGCUGAAGUUUUUAAUUUUUCCACUAAUUUACACGAAAACUACAUAUCAAGUAUGUAAUAAACUAAGAUAUUUAAUUAUAUAUGAAACUUAUUUAAUUUAUUGCAUUCAAAUCCAAUGCAAAAUACUUGUGAGUGGGAAAGCAUACACUUAAAAAACCAAAUGAGUAAAAUAUUUAAAUAAAUCUUAGGAGAAAAUAUGAAGUAAAUGUAAAUACUUUAGUUCCAGCUAAGGGCGGGACAUUAAUUAUAUGUUUAAUUAAAUUUUAAGCAGUUCGAGCGAGUAAGAACUGAAAGAAUGAAUAGCGUAAUAAAUACUAAAUUAGUACGUAAGCCAGUAUGUGGGCGUGGCACUGCCUGCUACACAAUAAAUUGUAAAUAAAUUCCAAACGGAAUAAGUAUUAGAAAUAAUUUAUAAUACUAUAUACUCGAUGAACAUAUAGAAGUCACAAUUUUCCAGCAUACAUUUUCCCCUACACUCCCAAAUAGAUCUUGCCGCUCUGCCAGUCAGUCUCUCUGUACCUUCUAAACAAAAAGAAAACACAAGAAAAUCUAGUAAAAUGCGUCUAGACUAAGUAAACAAAUUAUACAUACUAAACCAAUUAUUGCUAGCCGAAAGUCGAAAACCAAAAACCGAAAAACCCAAGACAAAAUCAAUAAUUGUACAUUUUUCUAACCCAAAACCGAAUAAUAUAUAUAAACAAUUCUCUACAUAUAUAAUAUAUAUAUAUGAAAAUCUAUUGUUACGUUUUGUACGAUUUUGUAUGUAUAUAUAGCAUUUUUACCUAUGCUCUGAUUUGUAUGAUCAUUAUAUAGUUUUCUAGCAAACAAUUCAAGCGUAUUAUUGUACUGGGUCUGAUGAGCAGAGAGUUGUUGGUAAUCACUUAGUUCUUAGACUGGCCUGGAAGGCCGAAAAUAAAUAUCUGUAAAGUUUAUACAUAUACGAAUAUGCCUAGUUAUAGAAAUUAAAACGAACUAACAUAGAAAGACAUGCAUAUAUACACUGAAACUCGAUUCUCCCAAUGUCUUUUCAUUUGAUUGACUUCUCUUUUUUUAGUUUGAAAUUUAAACUGAAACCAACACACAAUCUCAGAAACUCAUAUGUAAAACCAAAUUGUAGUUAAAAACUUGAAAAUGGUAAAAUGUUUAGCAAAUAAAACUAAAAAGGCAAACAAAAUGAAGUAAAAAUAAAAAC